AUGUCAACACACGCCGCACAACUGCUCGAGCAACAGCUCUUCACUGCCAUCAAGACACAAAUCAUCAGUCUCGCAACGCCUCUUUACGGCACGAGAUCGGAAGACGCAACAAAAGUCUAUGAUGUAGUCACUUACAGCAUGACUUCCAACAAUGGUGGCAGUAGCAACGAUAGCAGAAGCACCUUCAACACUGCUAGCACCAGCAGCAACAACGACGGUGAAGAGAGAACAGGGCCAACCUACGGCGUGGCUUUGAUUCUCUACACUGGACCGUCAGCCUCGCCAUUCACAUCAUGGACACUGAUCAGUCAUGUGGAGGAUCAGCCCGACAUCAUCACUGGGGCGAAUUGUCUGUUGGAAGACUUGAGGAAGGGGAUGGGUGGAGUUAUCAGUAAUUGGGGGAUGAAGCAUGGGAGGAUUCCCAACGUUGCGGGUGUAAGCGAAGGAGGGCAGGAGGGUGAAGAGGAAGUCGAAUAUAAGCAUGGGGGUGAUGCUGAAGGUGGCGGCGGCAGACUGGACGAUGCCAGCGAAGACCUGGAGCAGACCGGCCGGAGUCCAAGGUUGUCGACCAUCAUCGAGGAGAUGUAG
Molecule: messenger RNA, 588 nt
Organism: Alternaria metachromatica
Lineage: Eukaryota; Fungi; Ascomycota; Dothideomycetes; Pleosporales; Pleosporaceae
Exons: 2
Coding region: 1-588 (195 amino acids)
Source: RefSeq, a predicted model, not a curated record